This is a messenger RNA of Bombyx mandarina (wild silkworm), 261 nucleotides long. RefSeq lists its product as uncharacterized. Lineage: Eukaryota; Metazoa; Arthropoda; Insecta; Lepidoptera; Bombycidae. The record is from RefSeq and is a predicted model, not a curated record.
AUGAAGAUGCUGAGGUGGAUGUACGGUGUGACCAGGCUUGAUAAAAUCUGCAACGUGGGUGGAAGCCUCGGUGUGCCUGACAUCGCCGAUAAGAUGCAGGAGAGUAGGCUGAGAUGGUAUGGUCACGUAAAAAAGAGGCCACCUGACUACGUCGGAAAUUUUAUACUAAUGCUUGACCUCCCCGGUCGGAAACCUAGAGGUAGACAACACAAGGCGGAAAGAUGUAGUGCUGAAGAAGAAAAGGAAAUGCAAUGUUGCUGA